AUGAAGUUGAAUAAGAUGUCGUUUUGCGAACAGAUGGAAAAUGAUGACUAUGAACUUGUUAUGAUCACGUACCCGCCAACUUUUGACAUUAAAAAAUUAUCAACACUUCAAUACAACGUUAAAGGAAAGAAAGACACCGUCAACCCACUUGAAAAAACAAUGUAUCAAAGCGUGGUCCCUCUCAUCAACGAUAAAGGGAAACUUUUUACCAAAAAACCAUUUGUUGAUGGAUUUGAAGUUAUUGACGACUCAAAGCCAACAGAAGUGUUAGAAGACGAAGAGAUCGAUUUCUUCCAUUCAACCAAAGAGCCAAAGUAUCACCCCGUCGAUUGGGAUAAUUUGAAGGUUGAUCCUGUUCCAAGUUAUCCACUUACUAAUUUUGUAUACCACGGUGUAGUAUCUCCCCUCAACUAUGUUGCUGGUGAAACAUAUGUGAUUCAAGAGGAGACUAAAACAGAGAAGAAGAAGAAAGAAAAGAAAGACAAGAAAGAAGACAAGAAAGAAGACAAGAAAGAAGAAGACAAGAAGGUAGUCACCACAGACGAGAAGGAAGAGAAGAAAGAGAAGAAAGAGAAGAAAAAGCAUCGUUCCAAGAAAGACCGAACAGAAGGUGAUGAAAAAGAGACUAAACAUCAUCACCACCACCAUCACCACCACAGGAGUGGGAAGAGCAAGAAAGAUGAAAGCGAAUAA
Messenger RNA from Entamoeba invadens IP1, 693 nucleotides. RefSeq lists its product as hypothetical. The record is from RefSeq and is a predicted model, not a curated record. The coding region runs from base 1 to 693 and encodes 230 amino acids. NCBI's taxonomy places the organism in Eukaryota, Evosea, Mastigamoebida, Endamoebidae. The transcript is spliced from 2 exons.